AUGUUGUCUAUAGCAAGACAGUCGGCCUUGCGGGCAGUGCGAGCGCAGACCCCCUCGACGUUCCUUUCCAGUUUCACACCCUCACCAUCGUCGUCCCUCGCGCGACUGCUGUCGACGCUGGCGAUUCUCGAGCAGAAAGAUGGCAAACUCAACACCGGGUCUCUCGGCGCGGUGACAGCGGGUCAGAAGCUGGGAGGAGCGGUCCACGGAAUCGUCGCGGGCAAGAGUGCCAAAUCGAUCGCCGAGGAGGCCGCCAAGGUCAAGGGCCUGGAGAAGGUGAUUGCGGCGGAAAACGAAGCCUACGAGCGCGGGUUGCCGGAGAACUGGGCGCCUCUGGUGGUGGAGAACAUCAAAAAGGGCGGGUAUACACAUGUGAUCGCGGCGCAUUCGGCGUUCGGCAAAAGUCUGUUGCCCCGAGUUGCUGCGUUGCUCGAUGUCCAGCAGAUCUCGGACGUCAUGUCCAUUGAGAGCGAAGACACUUUCGUACGACCCAUCUACGCGGGAAACGCGAUUCUCACGGUCCAAAGCACCGAUCCGAUCAAGAUUCUGACGGUGCGGCAAACCUCGUUUGCUCCCGCCGAGACCGAGGGCGGCUCCGCGUCGGUCGAGGACGCCGUGGACCCGAGCGCCGCGUCGCCGACCGAAUGGGUCUCGGAGAACCUGACCAAGUCGGACCGGCCUGAACUUGCCUCCGCCGACAAAGUGGUUUCGGGCGGCCGAGGCCUGAAGUCGAAGGAGGAGUUCGAGCGAUUGAUUCCGCCGUUGGCCGACGCUCUGGGCGCCGCCAUUGGUGCUUCCCGCGCUGCCGUCGACAGUGGGUUCGCGGACAACAGUUUGCAGGUCGGCCAGACGGGCAAGAACGUCGCGCCGCAGCUCUAUCUGGCGGUGGGCAUCUCUGGGGCCAUCCAACAUUUGGCCGGCAUGAAGGACAGCAAAGUGAUUGCCUGUAUCAAUAAGGAUGCCGACGCGCCUAUCUUCCAGGUCGCUGAUGUUGGGCUGGUCGGAGAUCUGUUCGAAAAGGUUCCUGAGUUGACGGAGAAGCUCAAGGCACAGUAG
Molecule: messenger RNA, 1056 nt
Organism: Capronia coronata CBS 617.96
Lineage: Eukaryota; Fungi; Ascomycota; Eurotiomycetes; Chaetothyriales; Herpotrichiellaceae
Product: electron transfer flavoprotein alpha subunit
Exons: 2
Coding region: 1-1056 (351 amino acids)
Cellular component (GO): mitochondrion
Molecular function (GO): electron transfer activity; flavin adenine dinucleotide binding
Source: RefSeq, a predicted model, not a curated record